Molecule: messenger RNA, 3026 nt
Organism: Psammomys obesus (fat sand rat)
Lineage: Eukaryota; Metazoa; Chordata; Mammalia; Rodentia; Muridae
Gene: Lss
Product: lanosterol synthase
Exons: 22
Coding region: 58-2259 (733 amino acids)
Biological process (GO): cholesterol biosynthetic process; triterpenoid biosynthetic process
Cellular component (GO): lipid droplet
Molecular function (GO): lanosterol synthase activity
Source: RefSeq, a predicted model, not a curated record
CGGCAGUCAGUCAGGUAAGGCGCAGACCUCGCCGGUGGCCGAGAGCGCAGCGUCGUCAUGACUGAGGGCACGUGUCUGCGGCGUCGAGGGGGACCCUAUAAAACCGAGCCGGCCACUGACCUCACCCGCUGGCGGCUCCGCAAUGAGCUGGGUCGGCAGAGAUGGACGUAUUUCCAAGAGGAGGAAGCCCCUGGUCGACCACAGACCGGCCUGGAGGCCCACUCUUUGGGACUGGACACAAGGAGUUAUUUCAAGGACUUACCUAAGGCUCAGACAGCUCAUGAGGGGGCCCUGAAUGGCAUGACGUUUUAUGCCAAGCUGCAGGCUGAGGACGGACACUGGGCGGGUGAUUACGGUGGUCCACUCUUCCUCUUGCCAGGUCUCCUGAUUACGUGUCACGUGUCACACAUCCCUCUGCCAGCCGAAUACAAGAAGGAGAUGGCGCGGUACCUGCGGUCAGUACAGCUUCCUGACGGCGGCUGGGGCCUGCACGUUGAGGACAAGUCUACAGUGUUUGGGACCGCCCUGAACUAUGUGGCUCUCAGAAUCCUAGGUAUUGGACCUGAUGAUCCUGACCUUGUGCGUGCUCGGAACAUUCUUCACAAAAAAGGUGGUGCAGCGGCCAUCCCCUCCUGGGGAAAGUUCUGGCUGGCUGUCCUGAAUGUUUAUAGCUGGGAAGGACUCAAUACCCUGUUCCCUGAGAUGUGGCUGUUUCCUGAAUGGGUACCUGCACACCCCUCCACUCUCUGGUGUCACUGCCGGCAGGUCUAUCUGCCCAUGAGCUACUGCUACGCCACUCGGCUAAGUGCCUUAGAGGACCCACUGGUUCAGAGCCUCCGCCAGGAGCUCUAUGUGGAGGAUUAUGCCAGCAUCGAUUGGCCAGCACAGAGGAACAACGUGUCCCCCGAUGAGCUGUACACUCCACACAGCUGGCUGCUGCAUGUGGUGUAUGGAAUCCUCAACCUGUAUGAGCGUUUCCACAGUACCACCCUGCGCCAGCGGGCUAUCCAGAUGCUGUAUGAUCACAUUGCCGCUGAUGACCGGUUCACUAAGAGCAUCAGCAUUGGCCCGAUCUCGAAAACGAUCAACAUGCUUGUCCGUUGGUCAGUGGAUGGUCCAUCCUCCUCUGCCUUCCAGGAGCACGUCUCUAGGAUCCCAGAUUACCUUUGGUUGGGCCUUGAUGGCAUGAAAAUGCAGGGUACCAAUGGAUCACAGGUCUGGGACACCUCGUUUGCUAUCCAAGCAAUGUUGGAGGCAGGUGCACACCACAGACCUGAAUUUUUAUCCUGCCUGCAGAAGGCUCACGAAUUCCUGCGGCUUUCACAGGUCCCAGACAAUUUUCCCGACUAUCAGAAGUAUUACCGCCAGAUGCACAAGGGCGGUUUUCCCUUCAGUACUCUGGACUGUGGCUGGAUUGUUGCUGAUUGCACAGCUGAGGCUUUGAAGGCUGUGCUGCUCCUGCAGAAGCAGUGUCCCUCAAUCACAGAGCACGUCCCCAAAGAGCGUCUUUAUGAUGCUGUGGCUGUGUUGCUUAGCAUGAGGAAUUCUGAUGGAGGAUUUGCUACCUACGAGACUAAGCGUGGGGGCCAUUUGCUGGAGUUGCUGAACCCCUCAGAGGUCUUUGGUGACAUAAUGAUUGACUACACGUAUGUAGAGUGUACCUCAGCAGUGAUGCAGGCACUGAAGCAUUUCCAUGAACACUUCCCAGACCAUAGGGCAGCAGAGAUCAGGGAGACCCUCAAUCAAGGCCUGGAGUUCUGCCGAAAGAUGCAGAGAGCUGAUGGCUCUUGGGAGGGGUCUUGGGGGGUUUGUUUCACCUAUGGUGGCUGGUUUGGCCUGGAAGCUUUUGCUUGCAUGGGGCAUAUCUACCAAGAUGGGGCUGCUUGUGCAGAAGUAUCACGGGCCUGCAACUUCCUCCUGUCCCAGCAGAUGGCAGAUGGAGGCUGGGGGGAGGACUUCGAGUCCUGUGAACAACGGCGGUAUGUGCAGAGUGCCAGGUCCCAGGUCCAUAGUACGUGCUGGGCCCUGCUGGGCUUGAUGGCUGUCAGGCAUCCUGACAUCACUGCUCAGGAGAGGGGAAUCAGAUGUCUGCUGGAGAAGCAGCUCCCCAAUGGAGACUGGCCUCAGGAGAACAUCUCUGGGGUCUUCAACAAGUCCUGUGCCAUCAGCUACACAAGUUACAGGAACAUCUUCCCCAUCUGGGCCCUGGGCCGCUUCUCCAACCUAUACCCUGACAAUACCCUCGCCGGUCACCUUUGAACGCACAUCUGUCUGUGUUGCAGCUGGCCAGAAUCAUCACCAUAGAGUUCCUGGAGAGACUGGGGUUUUGGCAAGGUGAUAGGAGCCUUCUUAGCCCCACUUUAGGCCUUGUCACCUAUUGCAGACAUGGGGCUGGGGAUAGGGUCAGGGUUGGUGCCUUGACACUUGUCAGUAUAGCUUUAGUUCUGAGACUUGCUUCAGUGAGAAAGGGAACAAGACAAUCCUUGGAAUUCAAAGAGAAAGAGUGUACUCUGCAGCUCCUGGAUAUAUCCUUCUUGAGGGAGUGAGGCUAUAGAGUUUUCAUGACCAAUGACUUUCCUGUGAGGAGAGCAGCUGGCUUCUUCAUAUUCUCCCUUGUCUACUAUAGAAUGAGCCCCUGACCAGACUCCUGCUUGCUGGGCUGGGGGAGUUAUGUCAACCCUGUGAUGCUGGUAUGCUCAGAGAAAGGCUCAGUGGGGAGUGAGGUAGGUGCCUAGUUCACAGGUGCCUAGUUUCCUGUCUUGGAUCCUAGCCUGUGCUAUUCACUGCAUUGCUCUCAGCCUCUGCCAGCAGCAGAUCUGCCCCUAGUGGCAGCAACUGUCCUUUGGAAUUUGGGCUGUUGUCCCCAAAACAGUCAUGACCAGAUCACUGUAUGACAUACCAGUUUUCCAGGAAGGAAAUAUAAAUUUGCUUUAUCCUAAAAAUGUUACUAAAAGUCAUUUAAAUGAUCACUGACUCCCUUAAUAAACAGACAUUUUGGGCUGGAAUGAUGGCCCAGCAGAAAGGAA